Molecule: messenger RNA, 1933 nt
Organism: Haliotis rufescens (red abalone)
Lineage: Eukaryota; Metazoa; Mollusca; Gastropoda; Lepetellida; Haliotidae
Product: endonuclease 8-like 1
Exons: 6
Coding region: 130-1563 (477 amino acids)
Biological process (GO): base-excision repair
Cellular component (GO): nucleus
Molecular function (GO): DNA N-glycosylase activity; DNA-(apurinic or apyrimidinic site) endonuclease activity; zinc ion binding
Source: RefSeq, a predicted model, not a curated record
CACGCGCUGGAAAGGAGCUUGAUGCAAGCUGUUACAAGGGAGGUAACUCCUAAAUGUUUUGCACAAUUACAUAAACACAAACACGUGUUGACGGCAGGUUGUUGGAGGUAGCGAUUAAACCACAUUGCAAUGCCAGAAGGCCCAGAACUUCACCUCGCAAGUAGAUUCGUUAACUUUGUUUGCAAAGGAAGAGUAUUUGCAGGGGAGAUUAUGAAGUCGGAGGUGCAUAAAAGUAAGGAUGUGAGCUGGGAACACGAAGGGUACACCAUCUCGGCUUCGUCCCGAGGGAAGGAGUUAAAAUUGACACUGACAGCUUUAGAUGACAGUCCGAGCAAAGACAAGAAGAAACCCGCAAUCUCCCCACGAUCCGUUGAUAUUAUGUUUCAGUUUGGUAUGUCUGGGAAAUUUCAUUUUUGUGGCAUUGAUGAAAUGGAGAAACACUCUCAUUUGAAUUUCUACACCAAGGAGGAAGAAGAUUCACAUCGUAAUGUGUUGAGUUUCGUUGACCAAAGACGGUUUGGGAAGUGGAGCGAGGGCGCGGACUGGGGAGCUGAUCGAGGGCCGUGUGUGAUGUUCGAAUAUCCAGCGUUUAGACAGAGAGUGUUGGACAACCUUCACCAGGCAGCUUUCAACAAACCAAUCUGUGAAGUUUUGCUCAACCAGAAGUACUUCAAUGGUAUUGGAAACUAUCUCCGAGCAGAAAUACUAUACAGAGGUGGAGUGCGGCCAUUUGAGUGUGCACGGUCAGUGCUGGAGAAACUGGCCCCUGGUCAGAAAGAGAAGAAAGUGGUGGUCAAGUCUGAGAGUCCGGACAUCCUGCAAAUGUGCAACCUCCUGCCUCUAGAGGUCAUUGAAAUAGGGGCAACCGGGUAUGGUCUUUAUGGCGAGAAAUCCUUCACAGAGUUCACCGACUGGCUCCAGUGCUACUACAAUCCCACGAUGAAGAACAUGGCAGACCACAACAAGAGAACCAUCUGGUUCACAGGAGACCCAGGACCCAUGGUGCCAAAAGAACAAAAAACUAAGAGGGUGAAGAAGACUUCCAAGAUAGUGAAGAGGAAGUCAGAACAGAUGGUGGAAGCAGGUGAAGAACUGCCAGAGGUUCUUCAGUCUCCAACUAAGAAAAAGAAAACAGAUGGCAGAAUGACAAGAAAAAAACUUCAUGACACAGUUGAAAAGGAAACCAAACCAAAACCAAAACCAAAACCAAAGACAGCUAAAACAGAAAAAGUUAAAAGGUCAAAAUCGGUUGAAAAUGUGAGAGCAAACAAUGCAAGGACCGAGAAAGUCGCCAAAUCAUCCACAUCACAAGAAAAGGUUGCCAAGUCCUCCAGAGGGAAGCCAGGCAGAAGCAGAAAAUCAAGUGAUGUAGAUGAAGGUGUUGGGGACAGCUUGACCAGUGUAGGGAAGGGGACAGAGGUCAAGGUCAAGGGUGGUGCAAGGAGGACCACCAGGACCUGCUCCAGAGAGUCCAGGACAAGUUCUAGUUCUGGGGAUGUGAACAGUUCAGUCAAAAAUUUGAAAAGUAAUAGGAGGGGCAUCAGGCAAUCUUGCAAGAGUUGAGUCAGUUGAAUAUUUGUUCUUGUUCGGACAUUUUUAGAAACAUAUAAUAGGUGUAACAUGAAAGUUUAGAGACCAACCCUGGAAAUGUAAAUGGUACUCGAAGGCUAUAUGUAUGCCUUUACUUCUUUACUUGAAUUAAUAGUCUAUUGGUAUUAUACCUCAAUCAACCUGACAAAAAUGUUCUAAACUGUGAAACAAGUGUCUAAUUAUGAUCUGGUCCAAAUGUAUAAAAAAUGAGUCUGACUAAGUGAGAUGUAAGAAGAAAUGGGGAGUGUGGCGUACAUGUUCGAUCAACCAUCCAUCAACCAUCCAUCGACCAUCCAUCAACCAUCCAUCACAGGACCAUCACUGCAUGUUUUUAAAUAAAUGU